Molecule: messenger RNA, 2799 nt
Organism: Caenorhabditis auriculariae
Lineage: Eukaryota; Metazoa; Nematoda; Chromadorea; Rhabditida; Rhabditidae
Source: the annotation of a GenBank genome assembly
AUGUACCACAAGGACGACGACUACUUCGCACGUUUCAAUCAGCCGAGCUCUUCCUCCGUCAACUUUCCAUCAGAAUCGUCAAGAUUCGCCAGCAACGACGAGCCGCGCUUCCGCUCCCACAGCGCAGACGCACGUCGCUCCGCCUUCCAGUCCCAUCGACCAUACUCCGAAGAUCACGAUCCUUAUUGGGCUUCUUCUGGAGGCACAGCCAACGUCACUUUUCCGUCUACGAACCACCAUCGCCAGUGGCUGCAGCCUGAACCAGCGUCUCAGUUUAACAACCACGCCCAUAACUUCGGCGAGCACUUGCGUGAGAGGUCGCCUGCCAGCGGUUCAGCGCUUCUCAGCUUGCUCUCUCGCUACCCAUCAGCUCAGCAGGCCUACCUCGAGCGUGUUCACACAGCUUCGCCAAGGCCGGUCACUACCGUAACCUACGAACCUGUCAAAGAUUCACGUUUCCCACUUAUCGAAUAUUCUGUGCCGAGCUCUGAUAACACCACACAAAGACGUUUUCACAGUGAGUCUCGUGGAUUCGUCAACAGAGAUUUCAACACGCCGACAUUUGGCCAGAACCACACGUUUUCUGUCACUAACCGGCAAAUUGACAACGGUCCCACGCAACGCUUCGAGCAAACCACUUUUUACAACACCUCAAAACCUGACUCAUCAAACCUCGACUUCAUUGCCGCCGCACUUCUGGAUGACAACAUGAGCCGCAGCACGAAUGAGUGGAGCAAGUCUUUCGGACAACUGCAGAAUCGCUUUCAAAGCGUCCAGCCAGAUGAGUCGACGUCAAGUUUUGCUUCUUCGGGCUCAUCAACUCUUCCCCGGAGAACUCAACCUUUGAUGAAAUUUUCGAGCAAUCAUGAGAUGAAUGCAUCUUUGUUAGGUCAGGCUGUAGAGAGAAGGGCAGCAGAAGCUCCAGAACCUAGAAGAUCUGGAGCAUUAGAUCAAUUCUGGUCUCAAACAAUGAGCCAAAGACCAAGCUCACCAACCAUCCAACGGAUCCCAUCAAGUUUGACUGCCGCUGAAAGACUUCAGCUGCUGCAUGAGCCAAUUGAUGGUGAACCACGACCUCCGCAACGAGUCGGCAGUGGACAUGCGGUGGCCGCCCGCAGAGCACAGCUGCUCAAUGAAAACAACAUUGGGUCACAUCCGGAAAAACCAAGGACUCCUCUCAAUCCAUCAUUCCCGUCUAAUUCAUUUCUUAUUCCAAACUUUAACGAUCUUGAUAACGCUGUCCACGAGCUGAGCGAAGCAAGGACGAAGACAAGUCCAAUUAUUUUUGAUUCCGGAAAACGAGUAGGAGGAUGUGCACGUUUCCCGACAGGAGAUCAUGCCCUGAGCCCGCCACCAGUAAACAUUCCAGUGAGGGUUCAGCAACAAGUUCAACAGCAGCCUAGAAAAGUUCGCUCUCCCUCCCCAACUGAGUCAAACAGCGACAGCUCUUCUGUGUAUCAGAUUCCCACUGGCUUGCCGCAUCCAAAACCGAAACACAAUGUUAAAGAACAACUUCAUCAGGCUGGAAUUCAGACUAACAGUUCAUACUAUCCGCAACGUCACAUCUACAGAAACGCUCCCAACUUCCCGGUCCCAACAACUGGGAGCGUCGCUUCUCGGAUAACCGAGUUUGAGAGACGACCUGGAACUCCAAUUGUCCAGCAAACGACUUCGAUUCGCUACCAAGAGUCUAUGCCAACGACGAACAAUGGCUCGAUGAGUCCACGCAGCGCUGUCUUCAGGUCCAAGCCAGUCAUUCACGUGGACUUCGGUUCUGCGCAGCACGUGUCUGCUCCGCCGCCACCUCAGAAUCUAAGCCACAGCUCGACGCACUCGAUAUUCAACUUGACAUCAAACGUGAGUUUCCGUUAUUUCUUUCGGAAAAAAAUAGAAAAAUUAUCAAAGAAAAUGAGUUUCUUGACUCAAAAUUUUGAGCUUGCGCGAAAUUCGGAAAAUUGAAACAGUAGAAUUUCUCGAUACACAUAUUUCUUUCAAGAGAUCCUUGAAGCAAAUAUUUGUUCGUCUCUGUUUCAACUUUGUUCGAAGGUAAAACUUAAUAUGAGAAUAUCUACGAGGUGGAAAAAAAAAUUGUAGUCUUAAUUCUGUGCGAAUUUUCGAUUCCACAGAAAUACAUUUAAAAUCGGAAAUUAAACUCAUUACUGCAAAAAUAAGGUCCCUGAUGACAAAAAAUGGCCAGCGGAGUUUAUCGGGUUCCUGUGGACUGGAGCUUGUUUAUUUUGGACUCUUCGAACGUUGUCGGCUCUCAGAGAGACCAUGUCUUAUCAUUAUGUUCUUUUGCAUUCACUCUUUGCUCAGCGGCUUUUGGCUCCCGAAAAAAGGUCCACCGAGCCUCUGCAAAUUAUUCUCUUUUUUCCCACUUCCUCACUGAGAAAAGGUUAUUAGAAAGUGUGUGUGGGAAGAACCGCCUCGGGCGGAAGAGGACUUGCGCCUAGUUCGUCUGAGCUGAUUAUUGCAAAAUUCGGAUUUGGAGCAUCAUUUUUUUAUUGGUAUUUAUUCCAUGUGCUGCUCAAAUUGAUUUUUUUUUUGUAAAACGGACAUUUUGAGUUAAUUUGGCAAACAUCGAAUUUCUGGAAACAGUUUUCCGCUUUUAACUAUACAGGACAAAUUAUAGACCAUUAACAUUUUUCGAAAAAUUCAUGGACAGCUUCUUUCAAUGAAAUGAAAAUUAGUUAUUUAGCGGAAAUGGAAAACUUUUUUUUGUAAUCGAAAGUACAAGAAUUUACUUUUUGGUUGUUUUAGCGCUCUUCUCAGUCUCGGGAGAAAAUAAGGAACCGUUGA